AAUACAGAACAACCGCUAUAUUACCUUUCUGUCGCCUCCGUGUCUACCCCAUCCCCUACCCUGCACCUUCCCCACCACCCCCACUGGGUGCAUCGCAGGGCACGGCGGGGUCAAUCAGCUGGGCGGGGUGUUCGUGAACGGGAGACCGCUGCCGGACGUGGUCCGGCAAAGAAUCGUGGAGUUGGCGCACAGCGGGGUGCGACCGUGCGACAUCUCGCGCCAGCUGCGCGUGUCGCACGGGUACUACGAGACGGGCAGCAUCAAACCGGGCGUCAUUGGCGGCUCCAAGCCCAAGGUGGCGACUCCCAAGGUGGUGGAGAAGAUUGCCGAGUACAAGCGGCACAACCCCACCAUGUUCGCCUGGGAGAUCCGGGACCGCCUGCUCGCCGAGGCGGUCUGCGACCCCGACAGCGUUCCCAGCGUUUCAUCCAUUAACAGGAUAAUCCGGACCAAGGUGCAGCAGCCGUUUCAUCCCAGCCCUCAAGACAGCCCAGGACAAGGACUGCCCAGUGGACACACCAUAGUGUCCAGCGGGGCCAUGACGCCCGUGGAGAGCUCCCUGGGGCCCAGUUCCUACUCCAUCAGCGGGAUCCUGGGCAUCCCCCGGGCCAACGGAGAUGCCAAGAGGAAGCGAGACGAGGUGGACGCGGCGCUGCACGGGGGCGAGGGGCGCUGUGGGGGGGUGCCCCACGCGGGAGGCCGCAAGCAGCUGCGUGUCGACGCCUUCGCCCAGCAGCAGCUGGAGGCGCUGGAGCGCGCCUUCGAGCGCCAGCACCACUACCAGGAGCCCUUCACCAACUCCGCCGCCGCAGCCUCCGGCGAGCCCGUCAAGGCCGAGCAGGCCGCGGAGUUCUCACCCCUGUCGCUGGCAGGAGGAGGAGGAGGAGGCGGGGGGAGUCUGGAAGACGGGAAAGGACUGAGUGGGCCUCACACGGCUCACCAAGCCUACCCACUCGUGGCAGGUAGAGAAAUGGGCAACACGACACUGCCCGGGUACCCGCCACACGUACCCCCAGGCGGGCAGGCUGGCUACACGACCUCCUCACUGGCUGGCAUGGUGCCCACGCCCGAGUUCUCCGGGAACCCGUACCCACACGCGCAGUACGCCACCUACAACGACACGUGGAGAUUCACCAACUCGGGGCUUCUGGGUUCCCCCUAUUACUACAGCACGGCGACACGCGGGGCCGCCACCCCGGCCGCCACAGCCGCGUUCGACCGCCACUAGUCGCGGUCAAGGUUCGACGCCCGCACCGUGGACGAUGCAGAGAGCACGGUCGAUGAGGUGGACGUCGGUGACCCCCCCCCCCUCCAUCACCCCCCCCCUCCUCCCAACUCACUCGGCCGCCACCACUCAGCUCGCAAGAGAGCGGAACGACGUCCUUUUGAUACCGAGCGCGGCUUUGUGCGAGACACCGCCCGCCACUGGCUUUCAAUCCCGAAAAAUCAACCAAUCGCACGGUCAGGACAGCUCACGUCGGUGCAGUGGUGCAGCCC
Molecule: messenger RNA, 1497 nt
Organism: Lethenteron reissneri (Far Eastern brook lamprey)
Lineage: Eukaryota; Metazoa; Chordata; Hyperoartia; Petromyzontiformes; Petromyzontidae
Product: paired box protein Pax-2a-like
Biological process (GO): regulation of transcription by RNA polymerase II; anatomical structure development
Molecular function (GO): DNA-binding transcription factor activity, RNA polymerase II-specific; RNA polymerase II cis-regulatory region sequence-specific DNA binding
Source: RefSeq, a predicted model, not a curated record